CCAUCUUUGGUAUCGCUGAUAACUGUGUGCGAUGCAAUGGGCGCUUCCGCGUCAUUGAGCCUUUGUGACCUACCAGAACACCAUGAUCAGGAAACGCGCUGCACCCAGACCUCAUCUCCGCCAGAAGCCUAUUGAAGUUGAAGACACGCAAGAACCCGAGGAAGAAGCGCAAGACAAGCUAGAGCUAGCAGACCUCAUCGAGCUUCGGAAGCUCAGGCGAGCGAGAGAGGGCAUCGAUACCCAGACACUUGUUAAGGGUGAUGCGAAGAAAAAAAAGAAGAGACCACGGGAGGGCGAGGAGGAGGUCGGGGGCUUGAAGAAGGGCAGUUCGAGUAAGGAGGACGAGGAGGACGAAGAAGCAGACGCAGAGGCGAAAGCGAGGAGGGUCGUACGAACGAACAACUUCACGCAGCAGACCAAUGUGCUCGACGUGGAUAAGCAUAUGAUGGCUUACAUCGAGGAGAACAUGAAGGCUCGGCGAGGUACCUCGAACGAACCACAGAAAGACGAGGGGCCACGGGAUCCAUAUGCGGAACUGUUCGACAUAUACAAGUUGAAGCAGGAGAAGGAGCAGGAUGAGGGGAGCGUCACAAACAGCUUAGCGAUGCUAACGGCUAUACCGGAAGUGGACCUUGGGAUGGAUACUCGGUUGAAGAACAUCGAAGACACCGAGAAGGCAAAGCGAAUACUGACGGAGGAACGCAAAGACCGACCAAAAAAGGCGGGCAACGACGAAGAACAUCUUGCCGCCUCUCGCUUCUACCGACCUAACCUCAAAGCGAAGUCUGAUGCGGACAUCAUUCGGGACGCAAAGCUUGAAGCUAUGGGCUUGCUGCCGGAAGACCAUGAACCACGUCCACCAAGAAAUGACCGGCCGCAGAUGGCCACGGACGAAAUGGUUAUGGAACGCUUCAAAAAGAGGAUGCGGAAGUGAGCCUGUGCGAUUGCUCGGACAUCCGCAUCAUACACUGCACCUUCUGUGGUCACAGGAGUGUGUCGUUGGCUGCACAACCGAUCAGUCGACGCGAGGUAUGCAACACAGGCUGCCAACGCUUCACAUAUCACGACUGGAAGCGAUAUCAGAUGUAGCUUCAGAGCUGCAAACAGCGGAUAUAUAGCAUUGGUCACAGCUUCAUUGAACUUCCUGCGCCGAGGUUGUGCACAUGUACAUCAUUUGAUAACAUCGUUGCCGCUGCGGUAUUGUGAGACCGUCUCGUCGUUGCACUCCUGCGAAUACGAUCCAAUUGGAGUGGUA
This is a messenger RNA of Fomitopsis serialis, 1255 nucleotides long. Its product is annotated as hepatocellular carcinoma-associated antigen 59-domain-containing protein. Gene Ontology annotation, biological process: mRNA splicing, via spliceosome. The record is from RefSeq and is a predicted model, not a curated record. Lineage: Eukaryota; Fungi; Basidiomycota; Agaricomycetes; Polyporales; Fomitopsidaceae. Bases 83 to 934 code for a protein of 283 amino acids. Gene Ontology annotation, cellular component: spliceosomal complex. The transcript is spliced from 7 exons.